CAGCCGGCGAUUCUUAGUACACUUCAGCUAGUUGGGCAGCGGGUAUUGAAUAGGUUAUGAAGAACAGUUCGACUAGUUGUAGCGUACGAUUCAGCGGCCGUUGCAGCUAGUUUCAACCAAAAGUAGCCGCAGCUAGCGAUUUACUGGGCGCUGCAGCUAGUCGGACAGCGGGUAUCGAAUAGAUUAUGGAGAACAGUUUGACUAGUUGCAGCGCCCAAUAAAUCGCUAGCUACACCUACUUGCACACUGUUUUAUACUGGAAAAAUUUCUUACCCGCUGCAGCUAGUAUUGAAGCGGGGUAGCGGGUUUGUCCCGCUGCAAUUAGCUGCACCCGCUAAAUUUUACUCUUUUAGGUAGCUGCAGUCAAUGGAGAAGCGGGCGCUUCAUCAGCAAGUGCAGCUAGCUUAUUUCGUAUGAAAUUUCAUGCUUGGGUAUGA
Molecule: messenger RNA, 437 nt
Organism: Didymodactylos carnosus
Lineage: Eukaryota; Metazoa; Rotifera; Eurotatoria; Philodinida; Philodinidae
Source: the annotation of a GenBank genome assembly